Cornus florida is the source of this 1309-nucleotide messenger RNA. RefSeq lists its product as uncharacterized. Lineage: Eukaryota; Viridiplantae; Streptophyta; Magnoliopsida; Cornales; Cornaceae. The record is from RefSeq and is a predicted model, not a curated record. The coding region runs from base 189 to 1112 and encodes 307 amino acids. The transcript has 2 exons.
UAAAUAACUUUUUUUUAAAAUCUUUGGAAAAUUUUCUCUUCAUAUUAGUAUAAUAUACUAGUACUACUAUUCAUUAUUUAAUACUCAUAUUAGCUAGCUAAUUUUUCUUUCUUAAUAGGCAAACAAAUGAUGACAGUCUUCUCAUUCUUCAAAAUCUUCCUCCAUGCCGUCAAUUCUCUCUGCCUUCCAUGGCUCAAAUCCAAGACAGCAGCACCCUUAAUCAUAUGAAAACAAAACCCAAAACCAACACCUGCUUUCUUGGUUGUUUUGGAUUUUCCGGGAAAGUUUCUGAUCAGGAACCGACCCCUCCUGAUCACAUGGUAAAACCCGGCAGCCGGAAGAAAACCCGGUGGUUUUCAUGGUCACGCUUCCGAGCUAAGAAUUCCGUUGCCAAAACCGUCCCCGUCGACGUGUCAUCGGAAAAGGUCAUCAAUCGGAGUAAGUCAAUCUCUACAGACAAGUCAAAGGUCUCUUCCAAGCAUCAUAUCCCGGCCACCGGCCUCGACCAGAGUCAGGUUCCGGCGGCGAAUAAACCUCCGAAGUGUAAAACGAGGUCCAAAACUGCCCAACAUAACAUCAUCCUCCAAAGUCGCAAAAGUUUGGAUCCAUUUCAGGCCAACGCGUGUCAAACGCGGUUGUCAGACAGUCGGAAAAUAGAAAUCCAAAGAACCGGAGUCAGCCAGCCCGGUUCACCGGUGUACCGGACCAACUCCCGCCAGACCACCACCUUGCUGUCUCACUCGGCCCCUUUUCCGGUACAAAGGCACGAGAAACAACCGGCGGUGGGCAAAACUGGAAAUUCACGAAUGAAGACGGAGAGGAAGCACCGGCACCGCGAAAGUGACACACUGGCCGGCAAAUUUGACCAGGUAGUUGGGAUGUCAAUUAUAAUGGUGACCCUAAUAAUUAUGUUAGUCUGGGGUAGGUUUUGUGCCAUCCUUUGUACGUGUGCAUGGUUUUAUGUCAUUCCUUCCUUAAGAAUAAGAGCUGAAUCAAGAAAAGAACCCAAUAUAGGUGGGUCAGAUUUGAAUUCUGAGGAGUACAAGAAGAAAGUGGUGUUAGAGGGAUUUCUUGAGAGAAACCACAGAAAUAAUGCUUAUGGAAGUCCAUAAAAGCUAGGUUAGUUGGACUUUCCGGUGCACGUUAGCAUUGACACGGUGAACUGGCUAAAGUGAGCCGGAGGUCUGAUAGGCUCCCUCUUCUUUCUUUCUCAAAAGGUACGGUUGUGUAAAUUGGGUUGGAUACAUAAACAUAAACAUAAAAUCGUGUACUAAAUUUGUGAUAAUUAAAAGCGGAUUUUGUUAUAGAA